This is a messenger RNA of Mus musculus (house mouse), 9901 nucleotides long. RefSeq names its product synaptic vesicle glycoprotein 2c (gene Sv2c). Gene Ontology annotation, biological process: chemical synaptic transmission; transmembrane transport. The coding region runs from base 1032 to 3215 and encodes 727 amino acids. The record is from RefSeq and is a predicted model, not a curated record. The transcript is spliced from 13 exons. Gene Ontology annotation, cellular component: synaptic vesicle; synaptic vesicle membrane; nucleoplasm. Gene Ontology annotation, molecular function: transmembrane transporter activity. NCBI's taxonomy places the organism in Eukaryota, Metazoa, Chordata, Mammalia, Rodentia, Muridae.
UACGUUUUUAAAAAUUUCACACCGAUGCUGGAGCACACCUGUGCCUACAUGGUAUCUUACAUUGGUAGCAACACAGAUGUUUUACCCCAAAUAAUUGUUUAUUAAGUAAGAAUGCACAGGAAGGAUGUCUAAAUGAGUGGGUUAAUUUUUAACCAUUCCAAUCAUUCAUCUCACAGCACCACAGUAAGUGGUACAAACCGCAAAGCAUUUAAGCAAAACACACAAUCCAGAUGGAUUUUUCAAAGAUCGGUCCAGAAACUGUAGGCUCAACAGGGCCUGGGAAUCCUGAGUCUCGGAAUGCCAGAGCAGCAAGGAGGGGCAGCCAGAGGUUGGAGGCUGGUUCCAUUUUCCUCUCUUCAUCUCAUCUUGAAUUGUGGCACACACGGAUUAUAGCAAGCUGGAGUUAUCUGUCCCAGGCGGUCCACGUGGUCCCCACCAGCUUCUUUAGCGAGAGCCUCCAGACCGCCUGGAUCUCUGAAGAGCCCGGCUGCUCUUCUCCAGCAACACAAACAUUUACAUGCAUUGUUUACUUAUGUAUCGGCACAGCCAAGCAUUUAGCCACCUAUUCAAUCUUUCAGGCUAUUUACUCUCGCAUGAACUCAUCCAGGGAGAGAUUGUGUGAGAGAUCUACCCACUGCAGCUCCCACCAGCGCCUCGCUUUGUCUCGCUCCUCGGGGUUACCAUUACAAGGGUAAUGAUUGCGCGGCGGGCACCUGCCGGGGGUCGGGGAGCUUCCAAAGUACACGAGUUUCACGAGAGCUCGGAGCUGGUAGGGUCUACUUUAUGAGGAUGUCUGGCUUCCCACUUUGUCCCUUCCGAUGAGCGGAUGGGUAACAGGAUGACGCUCUGCCCUGCCAAGACGGAGUAGAUACUUGGGUGUGGUCUCUCCAGGAUGAGUUCCAGUUGGUAUAGUCCAGCCCCAGCGCUAAGCUCCAUUCUGAACCGCGAGUGGAUGAUGCUGUUGCAGCCGAGCUGCUGAACAUUCUCCGUGGACUCUUCCCUGCCACACCUUGCCCAUCAGCCGAGAUAAAAUGGAAGACUCCUACAAGGAUAGGACUUCACUGAUGAAGGGUGCCAAGGACAUUGCCAAAGAGGUGAAGAAGCAGACGGUGAAGAAGGUGAACCAGGCAGUGGAUCGGGCCCAGGAUGAAUAUACCCAGCGGUCCUACAGUCGGUUCCAGGAUGAAGAGGACGAUGAUGACUACUACCCACCUGGCGAAACCUACAGUGGGGAGGUCAAUGAUGAUGAAGGCUCAAGUGAGGCCACUGAGGGUCACGACGAGGAGGAUGAGAUCUAUGAAGGGGAGUACCAGGGCAUCCCCAGCACGAACCAGGGGAAAGACAGCAUCGUGUCUGUAGGACAGCCCAAAGGUGAUGAGUACAAGGACCGCAGAGAGCUAGAGUCAGAGAGGAGGGCUGAUGAGGAAGAGCUCGCCCAGCAGUAUGAGCUGAUAAUCCAAGAGUGUGGCCACGGCCGUUUCCAGUGGGCCCUUUUCUUCGUCCUGGGCAUGGCUCUCAUGGCCGAUGGCGUGGAGGUGUUUGUGGUGGGCUUCGUGCUACCCAGUGCAGAGACAGACCUAUGCAUACCAAAUUCGGGAUCUGGAUGGCUAGGUAGCAUAGUGUACCUCGGGAUGAUGGUGGGGGCGUUCUUCUGGGGAGGACUGGCAGACAAAGUAGGAAGGAAGCAGUCUCUUCUGAUUUGCAUGUCUGUCAACGGAUUCUUUGCCUUCCUCUCCUCAUUUGUCCAAGGUUACGGCUUCUUUCUCGUCUGUCGGUUGCUUUCUGGAUUCGGGAUUGGAGGCGCCAUUCCCACUGUGUUCUCCUACUUCGCUGAAGUCCUGGCCCGGGAGAAGCGGGGUGAGCACCUCAGUUGGCUCUGCAUGUUCUGGAUGAUUGGCGGCAUCUACGCCUCCGCCAUGGCCUGGGCCAUCAUUCCCCACUACGGGUGGAGCUUCAGCAUGGGUUCAGCCUACCAGUUCCACAGCUGGCGCGUCUUCGUCAUCGUCUGUGCGCUCCCGUGCGUCUCCUCUGUGGUGGCUCUCACCUUCAUGCCAGAAAGCCCUCGGUUCUUGCUGGAGGUGGGAAAACAUGAUGAAGCCUGGAUGAUUCUGAAGUUAAUUCAUGACACCAACAUGAGAGCCCGGGGCCAGCCAGAGAAGGUCUUCACGGUAAAUAAAAUCAAGACUCCCAAACAAAUAGAUGAGCUGAUCGAAAUUGAGAGCGACACGGGAACCUGGUACAGGAGGUGUUUCGUUCGGAUCCGCACCGAACUGUACGGAAUUUGGCUGACAUUCAUGAGAUGCUUCAACUACCCAGUCAGGGAAAACACCAUCAAGCUUACGAUUGUCUGGUUCACCCUGUCCUUCGGGUACUAUGGGUUGUCCGUUUGGUUCCCUGAUGUCAUUAAACAUCUCCAGUCUGAUGAGUAUGCACUGCUAACUAGGAAUGUGCAAAAGGAUAAAUAUGCAAACUUCAGCAUUAACUUUACCAUGGAGAACCAGAUCCACACUGGAAUGGAAUACGAGAACGGCAGAUUCCUCGGAGUCAAGUUCAAAUCGGUAACCUUCAAAGAUUCAGUGUUUAAGUCCUGCACCUUUGACGACGUGACCUCAGUCAACACCUACUUCAAGAACUGCACGUUUAUUGAUACCCUUUUUGAUAACACAGAUUUUGAGCCCUAUAAAUUCAUAGACAGUGAAUUUCAGAACUGCUCAUUUCUUCACAAUAAGACGGGGUGCCAGAUUACUUUUGAUGACGACUAUAGUGCCUACUGGAUUUACUUUGUCAACUUUCUUGGGACAUUGGCAGUGUUGCCAGGAAAUAUCGUGUCUGCUCUCCUGAUGGACAGGAUCGGGCGUUUAACGAUGCUAGGAGGCUCCAUGGUGCUCUCCGGGAUCAGUUGCUUCUUCCUGUGGUUUGGCACCAGCGAAUCCAUGAUGAUAGGCAUGCUGUGCUUGUAUAAUGGGCUGACCAUCUCAGCGUGGAAUUCUCUCGAUGUCGUCACGGUGGAACUGUAUCCCACAGACCGGAGAGCAACGGGCUUCGGCUUCUUGAACGCCCUCUGUAAAGCGGCGGCCGUCCUGGGAAACUUAAUCUUCGGCUCCUUGGUCAGCAUCACCAAAGCCAUCCCCAUCCUGCUGGCUUCCACUGUGCUCGUGUGUGGAGGACUCGUGGGGCUGCGCCUGCCCGACACACGAACCCAGGUUCUGAUGUGACGUGACAAAAGCCAUUCCCUUCCUCCCACCGUGGGUCGGUCGUAUUGCCUGACUCAAAGCUUCAGAGUUUUAAUGUAUAGAAAGGUGGCCAAGUAUCAGAACACAAACUUUUGCUGUGAUGUAACGUGUAGCUGCGUAUUGUCUUACCCCGCCAGUGUGAUUUGCAGGGUUUCCCGCCCCCCCUCCCCCCGUGCACUGUUAGCUUUUCCUAACUGUGAUGUUCCUGCUUCUCAGUGCCCAGUGGAAGUGUUCCUAAAAUGUCUCAGUUGACCAGGCUUCCCCAAGGACUACAUUCACCAAGAAUCUAAAAAGUCUGUGCUGGUGUAAGAAAUAGACCCUGCUGGCGACGCUCUACUAACAGGAAGUUUAAAUUGGCAUAAUUUUGUGCUGAGGAAAGGGAUUUCUUUUUCUUCUUUUUUCUUUCUCUCUUUCUUUCUCUCUCUUUCUUUCUUUCUUUCUUUCUUUCUUUCUUUCUUUCUUUCUUUCUUUCUUUCUUUCUUUCUUUCUUUCUUUCUUUCUUUCUUUCUUUCUUUCUUUCUUUCUUUUUCUCAUACCGAGUGAUACUUCCUGUUUUCUUAGAAAAAAGACAGCCUGCCAGCCACUCUAGCUGUUACAGCAGGGGGUUUCAAGACAAUUGUGUGACACCAAGCACUUCUGGGCGGGGCUCUUUUGGGCAGGAUGAUUAGGGUGGUUUUGUUAACAAGAAAAGUUUAAAGUCUAUCCCCACUUGGCAACGAAACCCUACCUGAGCAGCACAAGGCAGAUUUUUAGAUAGAAAUUGGAAUUCACAACCAAAGCCAUUUGGGAAACACAGACGGGAGCCUCUCUUGUACGGUCCCUUGCGGGUCAACACCACCCACCCUCCUUUGAUCAACUGUCCACUGUUACAUUUUUAGCCCAAAUCUCCACAUCAGGUCAUGUCCCUCCAGUGUCCCCAGGCUGUGGGCUCCUAGCCUUGUCUCUGGACAGUUUUUGAGCCUGCCUGCUCUCCCCAGCAACCCUCCGGCAGGCAGGACAGCAUUUCCUGGUGGGUGAAUAUCUGUUUUACCUCUGGAAUCUUCCUGAGCAUGGAAGGAGGGAGGGGUCAGCAGGACGUUCCCACGGGCCAGCUGUCAGCUAAAGGACCUUCGAGUCUCUUGCCCGGUGCCCCUCCCCCAGGCCCAUCCUUUUACGCGUCUUUGAAAUCUGAAGCCUCCUUGUAGAUUUGCAGCCUGUGAUAGCAACCAUCGUAAGGCCUGUGUUUAAACAGCAUUCUUUGUUUAACUGCCUCUGUCUUGUUGGAGGGGGAAUCCUCUUUGCUUAUUUUACGCUUUUCUUGCAUGACCACAGCCCCGGGCCUUCCAGAAAAAAGGAAACUUCUGUUCCCAAGAAUCUGUUCAGAGAUGGCCCUGCUCCCUGGAGUCCCCUCUGCCUUGCCUCCCUUCCCCUCACAUGUUCCCUGAUCCCUCCUGGAGCUGAAAUUCUGUGAAAAGCUCUUUGAUUAACAUAAACCAUUAAUCCACUGCCCCCAUUAAGUAAUGCAGGCGUGGUGGAGGGGGCAGCCUUGAGUUAAGAUGGGAAGCUGCAGAGAGAAAGUGGUUCCCUGCAGAUAACCUGAGUACUCAGAGCCUGGACAUCCAGGCUAUGAGAGCCAGAGCUGCAGAGCUGACCAGGGAAUCUUCGAAGCAUCAUUGAUUGAUUUGAAAGACACCAAUGAGGCAGGGCCAGAACAGAACUCGCUUCUGUUUCUCAUCCCUGGGAAACAAAUCUGUGUUUCAAAAACCUAAGGAGUAUCUAUUUUUUUUUCCAUGCAGGCUCAUUUCUCUCUCCUAUUUGCACCAUGGUUGUUUUCUUUUUGAAAAAAACAUGUUUGAGGCCCAGAGCAGACCUUUUGGUUGAAUGUGGCAUGCAACAAAAUUGCUGCAAAAGUAAGAUAUGAAUCCCUAUCUUCCCAUUCAAAACAAACAAACAAACAAACAAACAAGCAAACAAACCAUACAAAUCAAAGGCAUUGCUUUCUCUACUCUGGCCUGCUGUGGUAGUGAUCUUACUGGAUAGUCUUUACUCUCAAAUUGUCUCUGCUCCCUGAUUUAGCUACAAGUACAUUCCAAACUGCAAGACACAGUCAUUCAGAAUUUUAUCUGGACACUGGGUUGGGCCAGCAUGGGAUGACCCAACAGAACCCUUCUUUAUAAGACCAUCUGUCCCCUUCAGAAAAACCAUUUCUGUCAACUACCCCAAGCUUCCCAGGUGGCCCAAGAGGGAUCUCUUCUAUAACCUCCUGGACAAUCAGUGGUCACAAGCCUUCUUGGUUGCCGUCUUGCCCACUCCCCACACAUUUCCCUCAGCCUCUUCACUGUGUGUAACCUUUCCUUUCCACGACAGGGUUCUUGUUGCUUCUCAAAUACAUGCUGUGGCUUGUUCAGGUAUAAUUAGAGGUUAAGAUCCAACCAUGAGAUUCGACAGAAGCCCCAGUUAUGAGUGUCAUGGGCCUUGACACCAGGGUAGACAUCUGCUAUCCCGUGUCAUUCACAUACAGGACAAGGAAAUUGAAAGCUGUUUCAGAAGUGACACAGCUCCAUCUGUACCUGCAUUUUGAACUCCUUUUCUAACUAAAAUCCCCACCGUUACUCUUCAGAAUCAGCCCAGGACGCUCCCACGUUUUAUUAUCUCUGACUCCUCUCAAUGGGAAAGAAAUUAAAACAAAUAGUAGCACCAGCUAACCAGCUGCUCUGAGCUGUGGCUUCCGUGAGACGCUCUGCCCUAUGUAUUGGGUCGUAAGCCUCACAUUCAGUCCUACUUCCCGACUCAUCUCAUACUAGUACUCGCCCAUGACCCAAGAGCAAUGGGUCCUUAAGCAGGCAGAGAUCUUUCUAAGGAGAAGGACUUGAUCUCAGCCAAAAGGCCAAGAAUCGAGUCACUGGGCAUACUGGUCCUCAGUUUCUCCAUCUAUAGAGAAAAAGAAUGGUUCUAUUUUAUUCUCCAAGAGAAUAAGCAAGUCUCUAAGGAGGGUGGGAGUUGGCUUGGGAAGACUCAUACAAUAGGUUAGAGCACUUGUCCUGUUGCCUAUGCCCACCCCCUGGUUUUAAGUGCUUCUCAGUUCAGAGCCAUUGUUAUCUACCCAGGGAAUGUACCGCCCCAGAAGACACACUGCAGUUAAAAGACAGACACUUGGAAGUAGACCACACAUGGCUGUAUCCUAGAGUCCCCUAUCCAUCUACUUCACUAUUUUCUCGAAAUGCUGCCUUAAAUGGAUCUAGUGCUUCUCAAUGGUUACACAUAAAUUGGUAGAUGGGCCCUCAUCUGCAAAUCUCAUCCAAUCAGAGCUCAAGUUUGCACCAAAAGUUCACUCAAUUUCAGAAUAUCUUAAGAGAUCAAUGGGGAGGAAGGGGUGUGACAACCAAGGGGGAGUCCAGUGUUCCAUUGAUAACGUUCCAGCAAUGAGAUUAGCAUACCUGGGAGACAUUCUAAACUCUAGGAUUGUUUCCAGAGCAUUCCGUGGGAACACUCUCUGCCAACCACAAUAGAAUAUGAUAUUCUCCAAUUUGUGUCUACCUUCUAUCAAAAAGGCUUUUCCCUAGUUCUUCCUCAGGAUGCCUUACGUGUUCAUGUACAAAAGGCUCUGAAACCAGGAUGCCUAGAUUUGACCUUCACCUGGAACUGUAGACAAUUACCAUAUUGUUUGGGGCCUAGUGGCUCUAUAUCAGGUUUCCCUUAAAUCCCAUAUUGUGCCAAACAUAGUUACCAACUACUCCUACCCCUCACCCCCUCACCCCCAAAAUAGGCAUGCUGAGACAACAAACACACAUCUACACAGUGGAGUGCCCUGAAGUAACCGAUGUGUUUCUUCACGUUUGCAUUCUGCUGAGCGAAGUGUCUAUUUUAGGUGAAAUUUCUCUUGUCAUCUGACCAAAGGAAGUUGUCAGGAUCUCUUAGCCAUAGUGCAUGCCCUUUCCCUGUUUCAGGAAGCUGGCAGCUCUCCACGUCCUGUUCUGUCGCUUUCACUCUUGACUGUCCCAUUCCCCUGUCAACAGUCUCUCACCAACCACACACAAACCAUCGAUCGAUCGCCAGGGCUUCCCUAUACUUUUCUCAACACCCAGAUGCAGUUUAAUAAGCCCAGCAUUUCGAGCCACGGGGUACACAGUCUGUGUGUCUGUUAGCUCACUGAUUAAACCGGUGGAGCUGGGUAGAGGAGAGAGUUGGGUAGAGUACAUCUGUUCUUCUUUCACAUGCUUUUUGGGUUAAUAUCAUCUAAGGCUUGGCCUCCAGUGUGCUAGGUGUUGAGACUCUGGGCUGUAUACAGAUAUUUAACCCUUUGUAGUGUUUCUUUGAGAACACAGAGCAGGGAGUCACAGACAAGACAGUCGUAUAUCUUGUAUUAGGUCUCUAUCAAUGUCUUAUUUUUCCAAGUGUUAAGCAAGUUAUAAUCUACAACAAACAGGUAGUACAAGAACUAUGCAUGACUGGGGGUUACCUGAAAGAGAAUGAACUGCUUCUAGGGUGUAUUAAACAGUACUUGAAAACACACACACACACACACACACACACACACACACACACACACACAUACAUUCAUGUCUAUGUUUCUUUAAAUGGUCUCAACAGGAAAUUGCACUAAGAUAUUGAUCAAAGAAGAGACAGCAGCAAAGAGAGCAGGUGCCUCUCUGGAGAAGUUUGUUUCUCCAGAGCUGUUCUUUAUGGGGAGCUAGGCAGUAAGUGUGUCCUCUCUGGGCAUGCUAGAAGCUCUCUUUUCAGGGCCUCAGCAUGCCAGAGACCAGCCUCUAAGCCAACCCUCCUGGGGGUGUUUCCUUUCUGAUGGUAGAGAUUUGUGACCCCGUCACACUGUCUUGCAGACUUUUUCCUUCUCUUGCCUCUGCGAUAAGUCACCCAGAAAACAGGUUCUGACACCAGGAGGCCAGGGAGUUUACAGGUUCUAGUUUGAAAUGGGCUGCAGGGUUGUUGCCAAGUGUUUUGAAGCUGCAAAGGAUCUUUGGGGUUCUGGAUCCUCCAAGGAAGCAAGACACAGAGAGAGGGUAUAUAGUCUCUGGCACUCCUUGUCUGUGUAAAUACCUACACAGAACUGAAGGCCAGGUGCUUAAACUACAACCAUUGCCCAUCCUUGGCCUGUCCUACCAUAUUUGCAUGGCCCCUAGAGCUAAGAAAAUCGAGAACUAAGAAGAGACAACAGCUUUCAGGCUUUGGUUCAAACUCAGAGAAGCUUUUACACCAAGCCAAAUACCUUCCCUGACACCAAGGAGAUCCUGUCCCUGAGCAGCGCCCUGGUGCUCUGAGGACUGACCAUCCAGACCAGAAGGGAUGGUGUCAUCUAAAGCCAGCCAUGGCUGGGAACAGGCUCAACCACAAUCUUAGAGCCAGUGGCUUACGUUUCAGAAAUUUUUGAAAGGCAGUCAAGAAAUGUAGCCGUCAUUGCAAUUAAAUCAGCUAUAUUUUAAAGCAAUAUGUAUUCAAAACUCAUCACUUCCUACUUAUUUUCUACAUUUUUUUAUUAGUCAUGCCCUUGAGGAAAGUAUGAUAUGCCUAUUACAUCUCUAUUUUGGAAGUACUGUAAUAAUGGUGUCCCAAUGACAGGGUCAGUGACAUUAUGCUGAGCUCAUCCACAGCUGUAACAAUUACAGCAUGGAAAGUGACAAAUACUCCAGGUCAGACUCCUCCUACCCCUAUAGCACCCCAGGUAUUGGUAAACAUUCGCCAAUGUACCACUCUCUGAAGCCAUGAAGACUGUCUAACUUCCCAUAACUCAGCAGUAGCAUGCUUCCGUAGCAUACACAGGGUCCUGGGUUUGUUGGGGAAGGAGGUGGGGCCUCCCAACGUACUGAUCCAGGCCAGGUGGAGUUGAAUGUCCCCUUGGGCUUGUGAGUCAGCAUGACAUUACUCAUAAGUCCAUGGGAAGGAAAGAUUUAGCAUGCGCUCAUGUCAAUACUCAAAGGCUUCUCUCCACAUUCCUAAUUGGUUCAGACUAAGACCAGCCAUCCAGAGAACCCAUUGGCCUCUGGGUGUUGUUCCUUCAGGGAGAAUUGCAGUAAGUUAGCUAUUUCACGCACUUUCCCAAAUGUGGUUUUAUAGUCUCUGCCUGACCCUGGAAUACAUUGAACAGACCAUGUGCUCCUGAUCAGGGUCUAGCUGAAGGAAAGCCCUAGAAGAGGUCCGCUUCCACCUCGGACUAUAACCCCACCCGGCUUUUGGCAACUCGGUCCUGUCCUUGGUUUGGGUAUAUGGGUGUUAGGCGUUGUAUUCUUUCUCUUUUCUAUAUUUAGUGCUCUGUCUGCUGUCCCACUGUGUGGUCCAGUCCCCCUGUUGUAGUGUAUAUCUGUGCUGCAUGUGUGACCCUCAGUAACUCCCAUGUCAGCUUUCUGGAGUCUCCAUCAAGUUCUGCUGACCCUGCUGUGAACUCAUCUUUCUGGUAUGCUCCUUUGUGUCUCAUUUCUGAUUGCCAAAAUGUUGGGCCAAGUGCAUCUUCACUAAAAGUCCCGAGACGGCCAUGUGUAUCCUUGUGACAGGGCAUGCUCUGUGUGGGAUGGCUCGUGUGCAGCGUAGAUCUAUCACAUGUGGAAGUGUGUAUACAUUUAUAUGCCAGAUAACUAUCAUUCAUGUAACAGCUGCAAAGGUAUUUAAUGUACAUCAGAUUAAUAAAAGAGCAUUUUUUGCUCCAUUAUAUUCAAAUAAAGAUGGCCGUGUGACUGACA